UUUUUCAUUUCCCUAAAGUAUUAAAAUUGAGUCUAUAAAACCCACCACUUCAUAACCCUCAACAAUCCCUUUCAUCAUUUUGUUUUCACACUGUUAUUAAUGUCAUCAUCAUUAACAUUUUCUUAUUUUGUGCCUAAGGUGUUUGAUGAAAGUUCCCACUGAAAAUCAUUAUCAUUUUACUACAAAAAAAACUUAUCUACAAAAUUGAUCAUUCCAAAGCACUCUUUAAUUGGAUAACCUUGUGUCAUAGAGGUUUUAAUCUCCUUGUUAUUGCAGCUUUUCUUGUAACUACCUUUUCCUAAGUUCUUUUAACCUAAACCAAAUCUUUCCCUCUUUGUUGUCCCAAAAAUAUGGCCCCUUCAACAACCACAAAGAAAACCUCAAGGACCACCAAAACUACAACAGGAAGAAGAACAAGAACAAGAACAAGACAACCUAGAACAACAUGCUACAAGAAGAACAAAAAACAGGAAGUGAUUAAGGUUAACAAGGUUUUGCCUUCUAGCUGUGUGACAAAAAGCUCACAAGAAUCUUCAAAGGAAGAAAUUUCUGAGGUAAUUGAUGUUUCUAUUAGUAACAGUGCAUGUUCAACACCAAAGGGUCAGAAAUUUAGGAUACCAGAGAUUUCAACAUGUCCUCCAGCACCAAAGAAACAAAGGGUAGUUUCAAAUUGUUCUUUGAGAAGGUCACCACUUUCAUUCUUUGUACCUCCUGAUUUGGAUAACUUUUUCUUGGUCACACUUCCUGAUGUUUCUGUUUGAUUAUUGUUGUGUGUAUGUUAAUAGCAAGAUACAUAUAAAAUAAUCACACUUUUGAAGAUGGCCUUUUGAAGUGGUUUUCAUAGGAAAUGAGAGAAGCAUAAAUGUUUUAGGAAGUUUUUUUUAGAUUUUGGUGUGUUGAGGUUAGGAAACAGUUAGUGCAUGUAUGUUUGGAUGAGCAGAGAGGUUGAUAAAAUCGCAGUGGCUCGCUGCGAUUCUAUACAACUCUCGCUGCGAAUUCGAACAUGCAAUUAGCUUGCUCUUUUGUUUAGUUUAUGCUAAUUUUAGCUUUUGUAGCAAGUUGUAGUUGUAGGGUUUGGUAGUUACUGAAUUUAGAUGGAAUGGUUCUCCAACUAAAUUUAUAUUUGUAAGAUUACUUUGUUUUUUUUUACUUCUCAUAGAAGAUAUGUACUGACUUUUAUUUAUACUUAAGUGUGAUGAGUGCAAAUGUAAUGGUUUGGUUUUGAGAA
Vicia villosa (hairy vetch) is the source of this 1228-nucleotide messenger RNA. RefSeq names its product cyclin-dependent protein kinase inhibitor SMR9-like. Lineage: Eukaryota; Viridiplantae; Streptophyta; Magnoliopsida; Fabales; Fabaceae. Bases 351 to 761 code for a protein of 136 amino acids. The transcript has a single exon. The record is from RefSeq and is a predicted model, not a curated record. Gene Ontology annotation, biological process: regulation of DNA endoreduplication.